Molecule: messenger RNA, 390 nt
Organism: Striga hermonthica
Lineage: Eukaryota; Viridiplantae; Streptophyta; Magnoliopsida; Lamiales; Orobanchaceae
Source: the annotation of a GenBank genome assembly
GUCCACGGUAAGUUGUUCUUCAGUCAUGCGGUCUUUGGCAUUAAAUGCAGGUGGUCACAUAGUCGGGCGAUCCCUGCUCAUCAACGGGUAACACAUGUGCAUUUCCCAACUUCAGGCAAGAAUCUUGAUGAUGACCCAUCUCGUCACACAAGAAACAAUGUAAGACGAAAGUGGUUUGGGACCCACCAUCAGACUAAAUCCCAUCAAUCAGCUAAGGGCCACAACUGGUGGUGCAAUGGCCGUCGCGGGUCGGGAGGGUGGCCAAGGAGAACGAUGAUCUCUAGGACAAUUGUUGUUCCACCAAAUGAUCCAUUGGUGCGCGUCAGAAAUAGAAUCGGGCACAAAACAUUCAAAGUAUAUUGGGAUGGAAACUGCAAAUCCCAUGUUGGU